GGAGCGGAGCAAUUCACUUGACGUCAGUGCGUAAGAACGCACGGAGUCGGCGAAGGGGACUCCGAGAACCUUGCGGAGGAUUAUCACUAGAUUUACCUCUCUAUUUUUUGUUAUUAUAUCCAUCAUUUAUUCCUCUCUUCUUUCUCCCUCUGAAAGAAUCAAACUGCAUGUGACGAGUAUGUCGGCAGAAGUUUCCAAGGGAAUGUUCCUCUUUCUCUCCCUCGUGUUGCUGGAUCCCGUGUCUUCAGUGCAAAAUCAGAUGUGCGACAUGAUGAGGGAAAUCGACAAAGAGCGGGACACGUGCGAGGCCCAGAUUGAGAACAGAACGACAGGUUGCAGUGGGACGUGGGACAAGAUCACCUGCUGGCCCAGUGCCAACACCGGAGAGGUGGUCACCAUCCCCUGUCCCAAGUACCUCUUCUACUUCUCCAGGGAUGUCCUUACACGUAACCUGUCAAAGACCUGCACAGAGGAUGGCUGGACCCCCAUCAGCAUGGACUCCUACAUAAUGGACUGCGGAUACAAUCCCAACAACACCAUGGACGAUAAUACAGGAGACUUCUUCACUGCCAUCAAAGUGGGUUACACCAUCGGUCACAGCGUGUCGCUCAUUUCCCUCACGGUCGCCAUCGUCAUACUGUGUCUCUUUCGGAAGCUGCACUGCACGAGAAACUGCAUCCACAUGCAUCUCUUUGUGUCGUUCAUACUGAAGGCCGUGGCCGUGUUCAUCAAGGACGUGGUCCUGUACGAUGUUGGAGAGACAGAGAACUGCCAGUCGUCUGUGGGCUGCAAGGCGGUGGUGGUCUUCUUCCAGUACGGGAUCAUGGCGAGUUACUUCUGGCUGCUGGUGGAGGGCCUCUACCUCCACGCUCUGCUCGCCGUCUCCUUCUUCUCGGAGAGGAAGUACUUCUGGUGGUACAUCCUGAUUGGGUGGGGGGCUCCAACUAUCUUUAUCUCGGCAUGGGUGAUUACAAAGGUGUAUUUGAAUGAUUCUGGAUGCUGGGAGACAAUCGAUGACAGUCCAUGGUGGAUCAUCAAAACACCCAUUCUCGUCACCAUACUCGUGAACUUUUCCCUUUUCAUUUGUAUAAUCCGGAUUCUGCGACAGAAGAUGAAUUGCCCCGACAUCGGAAGAAAGGAAUCCAAUCAGUACUCGAGACUGGCUAAAUCCACACUGUUGUUGAUCCCGCUCUUCGGGAUCAACUACAUCAUUUUUGCCUUCAUUCCGGAUCACGUCCACCCUCAAGUCAGGAUGGUGUUCGAUCUCAUCCUCGGGUCAUUUCAGGGUUUUGUUGUUGCCGUGUUGUACUGCUUCUUGAACGGAGAGGUACAGUCGGAGAUUAAGCGUAAGUGGCGCAGAUGGAUGCUGCAGAGGUUCCUGGGCACCGACACUAAGUACCAGCAGCCCUCCAUAGGCAGCAAUGGCAACAACUUCAGCACCCAGAUCACCAUGUUCACUAAGUGCAGCCCCAGCACGCGCCGUGCGUCCGCGUUUCAGGAGCACCUCUCCGCCAUCUGAGACUCGCGCUUGCUCCCCAUCUCUGCUUCCGUCGUUGUGUACUGAAUGUGUGGCCCCACUGUUGCAAUGCAGUUGAUAUUGGUCACUGAAAGUCAAUAGGACAUUUUAGCGCUGAAGCUAAUAUUUGUUCAUCGUAAUUUGAUCCAUUGCCUUUGAAAAAAAAAAAAAAAAAGGCGCGUACUCAGUGUUUGUCUUGCGAGGAUGGAAAGACAACCAGAACCACUAUGGAGACGCUUAUUCAGUGAAUGGGCAAAAACACAAAUCAGAGAUAUUGUUAUCGUCAUGGACAGUUUGGAGUUUGAGUGGGUUUGAUCGGGGAGGUGCUUCCAUUGUGCUGGUUGGCUGACUUACAUGGCAGGUAAUCGGAUGUCUGCAUAAAGGUCAUUGUCACACUGAUGCACCACAGUGAAAUGCUCUGGUGAGGUCACACGAUGAGUCACCGUGUACUGACUAUUGACAAGUUUGUCGAAAACUAACUGUCCGAAUAACAUGAACUAAGUUUCAGAGUGCAGCAGGGGGAAAAAAAAGAAAGAUCUUCAUGAUCAUGAUGUGAGUUUAAGGGGAGGCGGGGCUCUCGGCCGGCACUUUCCAUCCGAUGUUGAGCAAUAAGUGGAUGGAGCCAGAGAGACGAGCUGCAUCCUAUACGAAACAUGAUGUUUAUGAAAAGGGGUUUGUUACACAAGAGGAACGCCGAGCACUUAACCUAAUGGCCACGUGGCCUCGGGGAGCGGCGGUAGCAACAUUAACGACAGUGUCAGGCCGUCAUAAACAGCAGAUACGGAUAAGGAAUCUGUAGCAUAACCAGCAUACUGGACAUUCCCGUCCUGCGUAUGACAGUUCUAUGACAGGACAUGCACUCUGCUGAAUUACUGCUGGAUUACAUUCCAGAGGAGCGACCGAAGCUGCUGCUUGUGAAAAUUAUUCACAGAGGCUUUAAGUUUCGUCUGAGUGCACCGUCACUCAACAGACAUUUAUUUGUACUGUUUCUGAAACCAACAGACCAGAUGUAUUCCGUCAUUAGUCCACAGUACGCAACUUUGGGUAGUGAAUAUGUGGCAAUAACAAUUAACUUCCAUUAACUGGAGGGCAAGGACAAUUCAUUUAGUUGGAUUGGCUUUUAGUUUUCCACUCUAUUGUAUUCUAUUCCGUACUGACAAUUUAAGUAUGCUGUACGCUGUAUCGUAUUAUUUUUUGCCACGCUUGUGGUUUUUCUUGGAUGGUAUAGUCAGUUGGUAGGUACAUCACCUUGGUCCAGACUGAAAUAUCUCACCAAUUGUUGUAUAGCUCGCUAUUGAAUUUUUUUCUCGAGCGCUUGACGAGGAUCACAUUUGUGCUUUUGAGUGAAAUGUCUCAAACGACAUUUUUCCUACUGUGCAUCCAGGCAGCAACAGUGUCAUAUUUCACGUGAGAGCCGUGUUGCAGUCUGAUGUUUUCCCCAUCUUGUUCUCGUUGUAUCGGCGUGCGUAAAACUGAAACUAACGGAAAGUACCUCAAACUAAAUGUUUCACACAGCUAUUGUAUGUGAUGUGAAACUGUAAAUAUGGCAAAUCAUUAGGUGUACGACGUCUUUCAUGACUUAUACAGUAGUGCUCAGGUGUCAACUGGAAAUCGAUGUUUACAUUUAAACAUGUCUGUCAGUAUUGUUGGUGAGGUGUAUCUUAUUUGCUGCCAUGUAAAUGUGGUGUAAAUAUCGUUCGCUGUACAGUGUGUUGAAUCGGCUGUGAAUAUGUCAUUGGACAACGUGUCAGAUGAAGAUGAAUAAAACCAUUUGCACUGUG
Messenger RNA from Scophthalmus maximus (turbot), 3297 nucleotides. Its product is annotated as vasoactive intestinal polypeptide receptor-like. Gene Ontology annotation, biological process: cell surface receptor signaling pathway; adenylate cyclase-modulating G protein-coupled receptor signaling pathway. The coding region runs from base 179 to 1519 and encodes 446 amino acids. Gene Ontology annotation, molecular function: G protein-coupled peptide receptor activity; vasoactive intestinal polypeptide receptor activity; peptide hormone binding. The transcript has 13 exons. Gene Ontology annotation, cellular component: plasma membrane. Lineage: Eukaryota; Metazoa; Chordata; Actinopteri; Pleuronectiformes; Scophthalmidae. The record is from RefSeq and is a predicted model, not a curated record.